AUGGCGGCGCUGAGUGGCGGCGGUGGCGGCGGCAGCGGCGGCGGCGGUGGCGGCGGUGGCGGCGGCGGCGGCGGCGGUGGCGGUGGUGGUGGCGGCGGCGGCGCCGAGCAGGGCCAGGCUCUCUUCAAUGGAGACAUGGAGCCCGAGGCCGGCGCUGGCGCCGCGGCCUCUUCGGCUGCGGACCCGGCCAUUCCUGAAGAGGUGUGGAAUAUCAAGCAAAUGAUUAAGUUGACACAAGAACAUAUAGAGGCCCUAUUGGACAAAUUUGGUGGGGAGCAUAAUCCACCAUCAAUAUACUUGGAGGCCUAUGAAGAGUACACCAGCAAGCUAGAUGCCCUCCAGCAAAGAGAGCAACAGCUGUUGGAGUCCCUGGGGAAUGGAACUGAGUUUUCUGUUUCUAGCUCUGCAUCAAUGGACACGGUUACCUCCUCCUCUUCUUCUAGCCUUUCAGUGCUACCUUCAUCUCUUUCAGUUUUUCAAACUCCCACAGAUGGAUCACGAAACAACCCCAAGUCACCACAGAAACCUAUUGUUAGAGUCUUCCUGCCCAACAAACAGAGGACAGUGGUACCUGCAAGAUGUGGCGUUACAGUCCGAGACAGUCUAAAGAAAGCGCUGAUGAUGAGAGGUCUUAUCCCAGAAUGCUGUGCUGUUUACAGAAUUCAGGAUGGAGAGAAGAAACCAAUUGGCUGGGACACUGAUAUUUCCUGGCUUACUGGAGAGGAGUUGCAUGUAGAAGUACUGGAGAAUGUUCCACUUACAACACACAACUUUGUACGGAAAACUUUUUUCACCUUAGCAUUUUGUGACUUUUGUCGAAAGCUGCUUUUCCAGGGUUUCCGCUGUCAAACAUGUGGUUAUAAGUUUCACCAGCGUUGUAGUACAGAGGUUCCACUGAUGUGUGUUAAUUAUGACCAGCUUGAUUUGCUGUUUGUCUCCAAGUUCUUUGAGCAUCACCCAGUACCACAGGAGGAGGCCUCCUUAGCAGAGACUGCCCUUACAUCUGGAUCCCCUUCUGCACCCCCCUCAGACUCUAUUGGGCCCCAAAUCCUCACCAGUCCAUCUCCUUCAAAAUCCAUUCCAAUCCCACAGCCCUUCCGCCCAGCAGAUGAAGACCAUCGGAAUCAGUUUGGGCAGCGAGACCGGUCCUCCUCAGCUCCCAACGUGCAUAUAAACACAAUCGAACCUGUCAAUAUUGAUGAAAAAUUCCCAGAAGUGGAAUUACAGGAUCAAAGGGAUUUGAUUAGAGACCAGGGGUUUCGUAGUGAUGGAGGGUCAACUACAGGUUUGUCCGCCACCCCACCUGCCUCAUUACCUGGCUCACUCACUAACGUGAAAGCCUUACAAAAAUCUCCUGGACCUCAGCGGGAAAGGAAAUCAUCAUCAUCCUCAGAAGACAGAAAUCGAAUGAAAACACUUGGUAGACGAGAUUCAAGUGAUGAUUGGGAGAUUCCUGAUGGACAGAUUACAGUGGGACAAAGAAUUGGAUCUGGAUCAUUUGGAACUGUCUACAAGGGAAAGUGGCAUGGCGAUGUGGCAGUGAAAAUGUUGAAUGUGACAGCACCCACACCUCAACAGUUACAGGCCUUCAAAAAUGAAGUAGGAGUCCUCAGGAAAACACGACAUGUGAAUAUCCUACUUUUCAUGGGCUAUUCAACAAAGCCACAACUGGCUAUUGUUACCCAGUGGUGUGAGGGCUCCAGCCUGUAUCACCAUCUCCACAUCAUUGAGACCAAAUUUGAGAUGAUCAAACUUAUAGAUAUUGCUCGGCAGACUGCACAGGGCAUGGAUUACUUACACGCCAAGUCAAUCAUCCACAGAGACCUCAAGAGUAAUAAUAUAUUUCUUCAUGAAGACCUCACGGUAAAAAUAGGUGAUUUUGGUCUAGCCACAGUGAAAUCUCGAUGGAGUGGGUCCCAUCAGUUUGAACAGUUGUCUGGAUCUAUUUUGUGGAUGGCACCAGAAGUAAUCAGAAUGCAAGAUAAAAACCCAUAUAGCUUUCAGUCAGAUGUAUAUGCAUUUGGGAUUGUUCUGUAUGAACUAAUGACUGGCCAGCUACCUUAUUCGAACAUCAACAACAGGGAUCAGAUAAUUUUUAUGGUGGGACGAGGCUAUCUAUCUCCAGAUCUCAGUAAGGUACGGAGUAACUGUCCAAAAGCCAUGAAGAGAUUAAUGGCAGAGUGCCUCAAAAAGAAAAGAGACGAGAGACCACUCUUUCCCCAAAUCCUCGCCUCCAUUGAGCUGCUGGCCCGCUCACUGCCGAAAAUUCACCGCAGUGCGUCAGAGCCCUCCCUGAACCGGGCUGGUUUCCAGACGGAAGAUUUUAGUCUGUAUGCUUGUGCGUCUCCUAAAACACCCAUCCAAGCAGGGGGCUAUGGUGCGUUUCCAGUCCAUUGAAACAAACUAAAUGAGGGAGACAUUAAAGAGAAUUUGCAGCCUUCAAGUAACCACUCCAUCAUGGCAGCAUCUGCUCUUUAUUUCUUAAGUCUUGUGUUCAUACAGUUUGUUAACAUCAAAACACAGUUCUGUUCCUCACAUCUUUUUCUAAAAGAUACAAAAUUUUCAAUGCCUAA
Messenger RNA from Peromyscus eremicus (cactus mouse), 2573 nucleotides. It is a transcript of the gene Braf, whose product is annotated as B-Raf proto-oncogene, serine/threonine kinase. Lineage: Eukaryota; Metazoa; Chordata; Mammalia; Rodentia; Cricetidae. Gene Ontology annotation, cellular component: mitochondrion; plasma membrane; cytosol. The record is from RefSeq and is a predicted model, not a curated record. The coding region runs from base 1 to 2397 and encodes 798 amino acids. The transcript has 20 exons. Gene Ontology annotation, biological process: protein phosphorylation; signal transduction. Gene Ontology annotation, molecular function: protein kinase activity; ATP binding.